Messenger RNA from Oncorhynchus nerka (sockeye salmon), 3718 nucleotides. Its product is annotated as cyclin-dependent kinase 17. The coding region runs from base 588 to 2168 and encodes 526 amino acids. Gene Ontology annotation, biological process: protein phosphorylation. The record is from RefSeq and is a predicted model, not a curated record. Gene Ontology annotation, molecular function: ATP binding; cyclin-dependent protein serine/threonine kinase activity. Gene Ontology annotation, cellular component: cytoplasm; nucleus. The transcript is spliced from 18 exons. Lineage: Eukaryota; Metazoa; Chordata; Actinopteri; Salmoniformes; Salmonidae.
UCUCCAUGUCAGCAGCAGCAUAGGCGGAGGCGUCAGAAUGCGGGCAGCCAAAGCUCGCACCCCUACCGGUUCAUCCACAGACACAAUCCGUUCUCACUCCCCAUAAACUCCCUGCUCGUCAUAGAAGUGAGCUUUCGGAAUCUGGUCUGUAAUGUUUAUCAUUUGAAUUUUGAAGACGGUGUUCAUGUGAGAACAUUCUGUACGGAAUAAUGUGAGCAAGAGAAAAGCAAGACGUAGACGAACUGUUUUUUACGGGUGGGUGGAAAAACAGGCAUCCGGCCUCCGAGGAAGCGCCUAUCGAGGUGUGGAAGUCAGAUCGAAACAAAGUACAUCGUUUCUGGUAGUCAGCCUGCCCCUUGGACUAGUAACCGGAAUGUUGCAUAAACGAAUCACGGAGCUGACAAGGUGACGAGGAAUGUCACACCUGGAGUGACCGGGACGAAGACAGGAAGCACCACUGGCUGGCCCAGUGGGAACAGAACAGAGACCGUGGGACGCAACAACCACCUGUGCUGGCCUGGGUGUCUCCGGGACGACCUCCAGGUGAACCUGGCCCUGCCAGCCCAGGCAACCCUGAGGAGUGUGUGAUGGAGAAGAUGAAGAGGUUUAAGCGGCGUCUGUCUCUGACGCUGCGCUCCAGCCACACCAUAGACGAGUCUCUAUCUGAACUGGCUGAGCAGAUGACCAUCGAGGACGGCGGCAACAAGGACAGCGAGCCGAUCGUGCGUAAUGGGCGACCGCCCUCCUCCCACAGCAUGCACUCGUUCCUGCACCAGUACACCGGCUCCUUCAAGAAGCCCCCCCUCCGCAGACCACACAGUGUCAUCGGAGGAAGCCUGGGCUCCUUCAUGACCUUCCCCAGCAACGGCAGCCGCCUCGACAUCGUCCAUGAGAACCUGAAGAUGGGCUCAGACGGGGAGAGUGACCAGGCGUCUGGGACGUCGUCGGACGAGGUGCAGUCGCCCACCGGGGUGUGUCUGAGGAACAGGGUGCAACGACGCAUCUCCAUGGAGGACCUGAACAAGCGUCUGUCUCUGCCUGCUGACAUCCGUAUCCCUGACGGUUACCUGGAGAAGCUGCAGCUGAGCAGCCCUACCUUCGACCAGCCCCUUAGCCGACUCUCACGCAGGGCCUCACUGUCAGAGAUUGGUUUUGGGAAGCUGGAGACCUACAUCAAACUGGACAAACUGGGAGAGGGGACCUAUGCUACAGUAUUUAAGGGCCGCAGUAAGCUGACUGACAACCUGGUGGCGCUAAAGGAGAUCCGGCUGGAGCACGAAGAGGGAGCACCCUGCACCGCCAUCAGAGAAGUGUCGUUACUGAAGGACCUGAAACAUGCCAACAUCGUGACCUUACAUGACAUUGUCCACACAGACAAGAGCCUGACGCUGGUCUUCGAGUACCUGGAUAAAGACCUGAAGCAGUACAUGGAUGACUGUGGGAACAUCAUGAGUAUGCACAACGUCAAGAUCUUCUUGUUCCAGAUUUUGCGGGGGUUGGCGUACUGCCACAAGCGGAAGGUUCUCCACAGAGACCUAAAGCCCCAGAACCUGCUCAUCAACGAGAGAGGGGAACUCAAACUGGCUGACUUCGGUCUGGCGCGGGCUAAGUCUGUCCCCACUAAGACGUACUCCAACGAGGUGGUGACUCUGUGGUACCGGCCACCUGACGUCCUGCUAGGCUCCUCCGAGUACUCCACACAGAUUGACAUGUGGGGUGUGGGGUGUAUAUUUUAUGAGAUGGCUGCAGGUCGGCCCCUGUUUCCUGGCUCCACCGUAGAGGACGAGCUCCACCUCAUAUUCAGACUGCUGGGCACGCCAUCAGAGGACAGCUGGCCAGGGAUCUCUGGCGUCGAGGAAUUCAAAUCCUACAACUUCCCCAAAUACAAACCUCAGCCGUUCAUCAACCAUGCGCCCAGGUUGGACACAGAAGGCAUUGAGCUGGUGUUAUCAUUCCUGAAAUAUGAGUCCAAGAAGAGGAUCUCAGCAGAUGAAGCUAUGAAGCAGGCCUACUUCAAGAGCCUGGGGACACAGGUCCACACACUGCAUGAGAGUAUAUCAAUAUUCACUCUGAAGGAUAUCCAACUGCAGAGAGACCCUGGCUAUCGGAACUCCUCACACCUAGAGUCAGGCAACAGCAAGAACAGAAGACAGAGCAUGCUCUUCUAGACGUUCUGCUCCCGGGCGCUCCAGGGUGGAGCUGGUUCCUGUUGCUAUAGUAACCGACUCUCGCUUGGGAUGAGAAUGAACAGGACAGAGCCCCCUCUCGCAUGAGCCCCUCACCCCUGGAGAGACCCCCUCACCCCCAUAGAGCGAGUGAGUCUGGAGUUGAGGGAGGGAGAGAUGAACUACGUUUAUUUAUUUGAAGAUAUGGAAGGGGGGGUAUAUUUUGCUGCUAAACUACUACUGUCUGUAUUUAACACGCAGUUUGUGUAUAUGAUUAUGUGAACUCCGACACCAUGCACAAUCGACCAGUCGCUAAGGUUACUAUUGUUAUUGAUAUGAAUUAUGGUUAUUAUGAUUCCACUGAUGAUCUCGAUGUUGUUUAUCAUAGCUGUUACCUUUGCUGUUGUGCAUGUCAUUGUGUUCAGAGACUGAAUGCCUUUUAGCAUUUUUUUCUCAAGUACUUUCUUAAGCUUCCUCUGAUGGCAGUGUGACUGAAGUGAGACCAGACCAGUGCAGACUGGGAGAGAGGGACUGGGAGUGUCUGGUCCUCAACUGGAAAUCUUUCUUCUGAACUGAAUCAUUUCCCGGCCUCCCUCUCAUUCUCCUUGACCUAGAACGUUUCAGGAGCCAGACGGGGGUUAGGAAGGGGUCAAAAUGUGGUUGAGAUGGGGUCCAGUCGUCAGGAGAGCACAACGACCCUCAGUCUUGUAGCCAACGAAUGGGACCACAGCAGAAGGUGGAGUUUGACUCCCCAGGACAUUUCCGGUCUCCUCGCCACUUGUCAUGGCAACAGGAAAGCGGCGAUUAGGGAGGAGAGAAACACUGAAACGCCGCAGGAAGUAAUGUGACCUCCCGAAGGAACCCAUCGGUCUCUCUCUCUGUUUCCCCUACCCCCCAGGAUGGUCUUUACUUAAGUUAUUGUAUGCAAGUUCUUAAUUUUCUCUUCUUGCCUUUUUGGAGGUCUACAAAUACCGGCUGUUUUUGUGCAUCAUCAAUAACUGUAAGCAGUUACUAGUUUUUUGAAUGGCUCUCUACUCUGUAGCUGGCCAUGGGAGUGGGGAUGUACCAUGACUUCAGGGCAAUACUAGGAUGACUGGUGCUUUAAAAUGGCUGACUUGAUUUGACAGUAUUAAGAGAUGUUGUUUUCUAUGUUAGACCUUUUGACCUCUCCUUGUGAAUACAGUGUCGUGUGGCAUGUCAAGGGGCAGCAGCUUCGCCUCUCAAAGGAGAAGAAAUACUUGUUGUUUCAGUCUGCAUUGGACCACUCGUCUCUCUUUCCAGCGUUUGUACACAUUUCAAAUUGAAAUUUUAAAUAGACUUAAGCCGCUGUGUGUGUUUAACUGACAGUGUUGUAUAUUAAUAUUGUCAUACUGUACUUUUUCAAGUUUAAGAAUGACCUGAGCUUACCUGAGCGCGUGCGCGUCUGACAUGGAAUGCCAGCUGUGGUAACUCAACCUCUCUGGGACACUGACAGUUGGUGGUCCUGUACCUCUUUUUACUGGAACUAUUUAUUUCUCAUAAUCACAGUAAAAUGUGUCUGUUUGCUAAAUACA